GGAUUUGGAGUUCCAUGGAGUGAUGAGAUUCUAUUUUCAAGAUAAAGCUGCUGGAAACUUUGCAACAAAAUGUAUUCGGGUCUCUAGUACUGCCACUACCCAAGAUGUAAUUGAAACUCUCGCAGAGAAAUUCCGACCUGACAUGCGAAUGCUGUCCUCUCCCAAGUAUUCCCUCUAUGAAGUGCAUGUCAGCGGAGAAGAAAGAAGAUUGGAUAUAGAUGAGAAACCUCUAGUUGUGCAAUUGAAUUGGAACAAAGAUGAUCGGGAGGGCAGGUUUGUUCUUAAGAAUGAGAACGAUGCCCUCCCUCCUAAGAAGGCUCAAAGUAAUGGACCCGAAAAACAAGAAAAAGAAGGUGUUAUCCAAAAUUUCAAGAGAACGCUUUCAAAGAAAGAAAAGAAGGAAAAAAAGAAGAGAGAAAAAGAGGCAUUGCGGCAGGCAUCUGAUAAAGAUGACAGACCUUUCCAAGGGGAUGACAUUGAGAAUUCCCGACUGGCUGCAGAGGUCUACAAAGACAUGCCUGAAACCAGCUUUACUCGAACAAUUUCUAAUCCUGAAGUGGUUAUGAAACGACGGAGGCAACAGAAAUUGGAAAAGAGAAUGCAGGAAUUUCGGAGUUCAGAUGGGCGGCCUGAUUCAGGUGGAACGCUGAGAAUUUAUGCAGAUAGUUUAAAACCAAAUAUUCCCUACAAGACAAUCCUGCUGUCUACUACAGAUCCUGCAGACUUCGCUGUGGCUGAGGCUUUAGAGAAAUACGGUCUGGAAAAAGAAAAUCCCAAGGAUUACUGCAUUGCUCGGGUAAGCAUUUUAGUCUUUCAGUUGAAGAGGCGGCCACCAGACUACAUCCCAAAGAAAACAAAGAAACAUCUGGAAGGGAAGCCAUUGAAGGGGAAGGAGAGAGCUGAUGCUGCUGGCUAUGGCUCUGCCCUUCCCCCCGAAAAACUGCCGUAUUUAGUGGAGUUAAGCCCAGAUGGUUCCGACUCCAGAGAUAAGCCAAAGCUUUACCGCCUUCAGUUAAGUGUGACUGAAGUUGGGACAGAAAAGUUGGAUGACACCUCUAUCCAGUUGUUUGGCCCAGGAAUUCAGCCCCAUCACUGUGACCUCACCAACAUGGAUGGAGUGGUCACCGUGACUCCUAGAAGUGUGGACGCGGAGACCUAUGUGGAGGGCCAGCGCAUCUCGGAGACCACCAUGCUGCAGAGUGGCAUGAAAGUGCAGUUUGGGGCAUCACAUGUGUUUAAGUUCGUGGACCCCAGCCAGGAUCAUGCUCUUGCAAAAAGAUCUGUGGAUGGAGGCCUGAUGGUGAAGGGCCCGAGACAUAAACCUGGAAUUGUUCAGGAGACAACUUUUGAUUUAGGAGGAGAUAUUCAUAGUGGGACAGCACUGCCAACAAGCAAGAGCACCACCAGACUGGACAGCGACAGAGUAUCGUCAGCCUCCAGCACAGCCGAGCGGGGAAUGGUGAAGCCAAUGAUCAGAGUAGAGCAGCAGCCAGACUACCGCAGGCAAGAAAGCAGAACGCAGGAUGCUUCUGGGCCUGAACUGAUACUGCCUGCAAGCAUUGAAUUCAGGGAAAGUUCUGAAGAUUCAUUUUUAUCUGCCAUUAUAAAUUAUACUAAUAGCUCGACAGUCCAUUUUAAGUUGUCCCCUACAUAUGUAUUAUAUAUGGCAUGCCGGUAUGUAUUGUCCAGCCAGUACAGACCUGAUAUCAGUCCUACAGAACGCACUCACAAGGUCAUUGCCGUGGUCAACAAGAUGGUGAGCAUGAUGGAAGGAGUCAUCCAGAAACAGAAGAAUAUUGCAGGGGCACUUGCCUUCUGGAUGGCAAAUGCAUCUGAACUUCUCAACUUCAUUAAGCAGGACCGAGACCUUAGUCGAAUCACAUUGGAUGCCCAAGAUGUUUUAGCACACUUGGUUCAAAUGGCAUUUAAAUACUUGGUUCACUGUCUUCAAUCAGAACUUAAUAAUUACAUGCCAGCCUUUCUAGAUGACCCUGAAGAGAACAGUCUGCAAAGACCAAAAAUAGAUGAUGUGCUGCACACACUCACGGGAGCCAUGUCCUUGCUGCGACGCUGCAGAGUCAAUGCUGCCCUGACCAUCCAGCUCUUCUCUCAGUUGUUCCACUUCAUCAAUAUGUGGCUGUUCAACAGAUUGGUGACUGACCCAGAUUCAGGGCUGUGUUCCCAUUACUGGGGAGCAAUUAUCCGCCAGCAGUUGGGACACAUUGAAGCGUGGGCAGAGAAGCAGGGCCUGGAGCUGGCCGCCGAUUGUCAUCUGAGCAGGAUUGUGCAGGCAACCACUUUGCUCACUAUGGAUAAGUAUGCACCCGAUGACAUUCCAAAUAUAAACAGCACCUGCUUUAAGUUAAAUUCAUUGCAACUUCAAGCCUUAUUACAGAAUUAUCACUGUGCACCUGAUGAGCCUUUUAUCCCGACGGAUCUCAUAGAAAACGCAGUGGCUGUGGCUGAGAACACUGCAGACGAGCUGGCCCGCAGCGACGGGAGGGAAGUGCAGCUGGAGGAGGACCCUGACCUGCAGCUGCCUUUUCUUUUGCCAGAAGAUGGCUAUUCUUGUGAUGUUGUCAGAAACAUUCCAAAUGGUUUACAAGAAUUUUUAGACCCUCUGUGCCAGAGAGGAUUUUGCAGGUUAAUUCCUCACACACGUUCACCAGGUACUUGGACAAUAUAUUUUGAAGGUGCAGAUUAUGAAAGUCACUUUCUGCGUGAGAACACAGAACUGGCACAACCUCUUAGGAAAGAACCUGAAAUAAUCACGGUGACCCUGAAAAAACAGAAUGGAAUGGGCCUCAGCAUUGUUGCAGCCAAGGGUGCUGGUCAGGAUAAACUGGGAAUCUAUGUCAAGUCUGUUGUGAAAGGAGGCGCUGCGGAUGUGGAUGGACGACUAGCUGCAGGCGAUCAGCUCCUCAGUGUGGAUGGACGAAGUCUGGUUGGACUCUCUCAGGAAAGGGCAGCAGAACUCAUGACAAGAACCAGCUCGGUAGUGACACUCGAAGUCGCAAAGCAAGGUGCCAUCUACCACGGCCUGGCUACCCUCCUCAACCAGCCAUCCCCCAUGAUGCAGAGAAUUUCAGAUCGUCGUGGCUCAGGUAAACCCCGACCAAAGAGUGAAGGUUUUGAGCUGUAUAAUAAUUCAGCUCAAAAUGGUUCUCCUGAGAGUCCUCAGCUACCCUGGGCAGAGUACAGUGAACCAAAGAAACUGCCUGGUGAUGACAGACUAAUGAAGAACAGAGCUGAUCACCGCUCUAGCCCCAAUGUGGCAAAUCAGCCUCCCAGUCCUGGAGGAAAAAGUUCAUAUGCUUCAGGAACAACAGCAAAGAUAACGUCUGUCUCCACUGGAAACCUCUGCACUGAGGAGCAGACUCCUCCACCUAGACCUGAAGCCUACCCCAUCCCCACUCAGACAUACACCAGAGAGUAUUUUACCUUCCCAGCUUCCAAGUCCCAGGACCGGAUGGCUCCUCCUCAGAACCAGUGGCCAAAUUAUGAGGAAAAGCCACACAUGCACACAGACAGUAACCAUUCCAGCGCUGCCAUUCAGCGUGUUACCCGUUCCCAGGAAGAACUUCGAGAAGACACAGCUUACCAACUCGAGCGGCAUCGGAUCGAGCCCGCGAUGGACCGCAAGUCCGACAGCGACAUGUGGAUAAACCAGAGCUCCUCGCUGGACUCCAGCACCUCCAGCCAGGAGCACCUGAACCACUCGUCCAAGUCGGUCACGCCUGCGUCCACGCUGACCAAAAGCGGCCCUGGCAGGUGGAAAACCCCGGCCGCCGUUCCGCCCACUGCAGUGGCCGCCUCCCAGCCCGUGCGGACAGACCUGCCGCCACCGCCGCCACCGCCCCCCGCGCACUACGCGGGUGACCUGGACGGAGCACCCCUGGAUUUGCCGCUGCCGCCCCCGCCUGCCAGCCAGCUGGGGCCGCAGUGCGCGCCGGCAGAGCGGAGGCGGCGAGAGGAGCACCAGCGCUGGUACGAGAAGGAGAAGGCCCGCCUGGAGGAGGAGCGCGAGAGGAAGCGGCGCGAGCAGGAGCGCAAGCUGGGCCAGAUGCGCUCGCAAGCGCUGCCCGCCCUGGCCGCGCCGCCUGCGAGGCCUGAGAAGCCCGCCGCGCUCCCGAGGCCGCAGGACACGGUCAUCCGGGAGCUGCAGCCCCAGCAGCAGCCCCGCACCAUCGAGCGCAGGGACUUGCAGUACAUCACGGUCAGCAGGGAAGAGCUGUCCUCGGGAGACAGCCUGUCUCCUGACCCCUGGAAGCGCGACGCCAGGGAGAAGCUGGAGAAGCAGCAGCAGAUGCACAUCGUGGACAUGCUGAGCAAGGAGAUCCAGGAGCUGCAGAGCAAGCCGGACCGAAGCGCCGAGGAGAGCGACCGCCUGCGGAAGCUCAUGCUGGAGUGGCAGUUCCAAAAGAGGCUCCAGGAGUCGAAGCAGAAGGACGAGGACGACGAGGAAGAGGAGGACGACGACGUGGACACCAUGCUGAUCAUGCAGCGCCUGGAGGCUGAGCGAAGAGCCAGGGAUGAGGAGCGGAGGCGCCAGCAGCAGCUAGAAGAGAUGCGUAAACGGGAAGCAGAGGACCGCACGAGGCAGGAAGAAGAGCGGCGGCGUCAGGAGGAGGAGCGAAUAAAGCGAGACGCUGAAGAAAAGAGGCGACAGGAAGAAGGGUAUUACAGCCGCCUGGAGGCCGAGAGGCGCAGACAGCACGACGAAGCUGCGCGCAGGUUGCUGGAGCCCGAGGAGCCCGCUCUGUGCCGCCCUCCACUUCCUCGGGACUACGAGCCCCCGUCCCCGUCCCCUGUGCCCAGCGCCCCUCCUCCCCCGCCUCAGCGAAACGCCUCCUACCUCAAAACCCAGGUCCUCUCCCCCGACUCGCUGUUCACUGCCAAGUUUGUUGCGUACAAUGAGGAGGAGGAGGAGGAGGAGGACUGCAGCCUAGCAGGACCCAACUCUUACAUGGGAUCUGCCGGAACAGUUAUUGGAGCCCACGAUGCUCCCUGGGACCCGAGAGAGAAGCGCUCUAAAAGCCAAGAGGCAGAUUUACCUGGAAGUUCUGGAGCCCCUGAAAACUUGACAUUCAGAGAGCGCCAACGUCUUUUUUCACAAGGUCAAGAUGUGUCCAAUAAAGUAAAAGCUUCUCGUAAAUUAACAGAACUGGAAAAUGAACUGAACACAAAAUGAAAAACGGGAGAAGGGCACCUUGUAUUUACCCCAAAAUUCUCUCAGUUGUGGGUUUUAGGUGUGAGUUUGAAGAGGAAAGAAGGGGGAGGUUAUAUUGCUGAGUGAUUAAUAAUUUCUGUUUUUAAAAUGGUUGGGAUUUAGAGAUGUUUCAAUUCCAAGGAAUUUUAUUUUACUUUACCAAGAGAUUGUCAUUUAUGUAAUUUAAACACUGUUUAAUUUCUUAAUUAUCUGACUCACAUGAAGAUAACUUUUUUGUUAGUUUCAUUUUUGGAGUCUUGGGUUCAAAGGGGAUAGAAUGAGUGGCAGGAGGAGAUAAUGGGAUGUGUCUUCUCUCUCAUCUUCCCCCAUAAUCAACCUAGGAGCACAAAGAAGUUCUAUUUCUCUUCUUUUUCAAAAACCAAUUUAGUCAUCAAACAGAAUAGCUCGAACUACUCUGACUGUUGUUUGCACUAUUUAGCAGCGACUACACACUGUUGUACAGAAGAGAGAACACAUGAAGGUAUGGUCUCCACGUCACCUAAUCCGGUCUGCUCGUAAGAUGUCCUUUUAGUCUGCCUUGUGCAGCAGUCCAGAUGGCAGCUUCCUGUAAGUAAGAUGAUGCACACUUGAGACUGUUCUGUCUCAUUCCAUACAAGUCUAAGCCCUCCUGAUCAAUUCUAAAUAUUUGAUUUAAAAAAAAUUCUGAAGAAAAUUUUAAGAAUUUAAGCUUAGGUGAUUUUAUUUUUAUAAAUACCAGAUUAUUGUUAGACUUAAUUAAAUCAUUGGUGGAUUUAAAGAUGACAGCUAUGUUAGAAAAUUAACUAAUAGUUUAGAUAUUUCAAGGGCUCUCUGAAAGAGGAUGUCUCUGGCUGAACAGUGUUCGUGUGACUAGGAACAAAAGUAUCUGAGGACAGGACGUUGGUGGAGACACUCAAGCACAGCUAUCACUCAGAUUCCAGAUUUGUAGGAAAUUUGCACUGAUGGGCUAGCACACACAGGGAAAGGGAGAGGUUCAAUUACAUAUGGCAUCUGUAAUUUAAAUAUUGUAAGAAUAACUCUUAUGGCAGUUCGGGCUAUUUUUUUAUAGUAUAAUAGAGUUAUUUAAUUUUGAUUUGUAUAAUUUUUAGUUACCACUGUCGUUUCUUCAGCUAUGGACCUAUGGUUGGUGUUGGGGAGAUGGGCCUCUGUCUUACACUGUGUGAUGUGAAGAUGAUAAAUUACUUGUGACUGUAAGGAGAUUUUCUAUUUGAUACAGCCCUGUGCUGCGGUCCAGGAUGUUUUUGUUCUCCUACAAAUAUGUAUGUUAGGAAAAUACGCACACUUUCAAAGAGAAGAAUAGAGGCUUUUGCUGCCUUAGAAAUCACUUUUAAUAAGAGUUGUAUGAUUAAUCAUUAAAAAUGCGAGUGUAAAUAUUUUUGUGUGUCUAUCAGGGUUCUUAUUUGAAAGUGUGCUUUUACCACUACCCUUGUUUCAAUAAGAGAGUGCAGUGGCCCUGCGUGUGUAUGAAGGAUUUGCUUGUUUGCUCCAGAGGUUCUAGGAAAAGCAGGCUCCUCCCAGGUAUUUCGAGAGCACUGGCAGCCUUAAGGUGACGAAAUCCACACUUUCCCUAAGGAAAAGAGAUGCAAAUGAAUUACUUCUCUGUUAAUAUAUAGAAAAACAAAUACACAUAAGUACAUACAAAUACAUGUAAAUAUCUACAUACAGGGAUAUUUGUAUGUGUGGUUGUAAAACCCCUAAACAAGUGGAUUUGGCCAUCUUUGGACAGUGAGGUCAAAUGUGAAUAUAUGUAAAAGUGCUUUUCAUAACUCUGCAUUACUAUGGAAAAAACAUCAAAACUGCUGUAGUUUUCCAUUUCUACUGUAUUUGAGUUGCAACCUAUUUUUAAUAAACUUUGUAUGUAUUUAAGUGUAUUUGCUAUUAUUUUGAAAGUGCUGACAAAGUUUAUAUUUGUAACAUCAGCCUUCCUCUCCCCUGUCUUUUUUCAUCUGUUCAUUCAUUCAUUAAACAUUUCCUGAGUAU
Propithecus coquereli (Coquerel's sifaka) is the source of this 7189-nucleotide messenger RNA. It is a transcript of the gene AFDN, whose product is annotated as myeloid/lymphoid or mixed-lineage leukemia (trithorax homolog, Drosophila); translocated to, 4. The record is from RefSeq and is a predicted model, not a curated record. Bases 23 to 5191 code for a protein of 1722 amino acids. Gene Ontology annotation, molecular function: cell adhesion molecule binding. The transcript is spliced from 30 exons. Gene Ontology annotation, cellular component: adherens junction. Gene Ontology annotation, biological process: regulation of protein localization; signal transduction. NCBI's taxonomy places the organism in Eukaryota, Metazoa, Chordata, Mammalia, Primates, Indriidae.